AUGAUGCGUCAACCACCUCCGCCUCCACCACCACCACCACCCCCACUUUCUUCUUCAAAUUCAUCAGGACCAACAAAACCACAUCUUUCACGAAAUUCAACACGUUUACUGAAUGAAUCAAUCAAAUCUAGAAAGACUAGUACUAAUGGAAGUAGUAGUAUUAAUAAUAAGAGUACUAGUAAUGGCUACUGGUGGGAUGUUGCUCAUGUAACAAGUCGUCAACAUGAACAAGAACAAAGUACUAAUAAAGAACGUCGACUUACUUUCCGUCGUAUUGUUAAACUAGCAGUGUACUUUCUCUUCUUUUGUAUUGUUCUUGCAUCAGCUGUAGUUAGUAAACUCAGUUUAUUUACUAUGAUUAAUGCAUACAAAACUGCUGAACAACCAAAAGAAUAUAUUGUUCGAUGGCAAGUACUUUUACUUAUAGCUAUGUGUGUACCAUAUGUAUUAACAUUUCUGCAAAGUCUUCAACUGUCGAUUUUUUUUAUUAAACGUUCUCCACCAUUUUUUCUGGCUAUAUGGGUUCAUAUUGUUGAAGCAUGCCAUACAGCUGGUCUUUCGCUGCUUGUCUUUCGUAUUUUACCUUCGAUAGAUAAUGCAUCUGGAUUAUUUAUAUUAAAUGGUGUAUGUAUAGUACCGGCUAUAUUAAAUUUAUUUUCAUCACAUCGUGGUCUUAAUCAAACAAUGAAAAUUUUAACACUUGUAGCCGAUAUUGGAGCUGUUAUCAUGCAAUUAUGUGUUUGUUUCAUUCCAUAUAUACUCUCAGUAAAAGAAAAUACAGCAAGUGGAUUAAGUUGGCAAUUACCAUUAGCACUUUUACUUAUCUCGCUUGGUUAUUGGGAAAGUUUUAUUGAAACACCUCUAUCAAAAAAACGUUUUUUUAAAUGGUUUCAAAAUGGUAUUCGUGCAUUAAAAAAAACUCGUCCAAAAGUUUACGUUACAGCAAGUCUUUUGAAAAUCUUCGUCUUAAUAUCAACAGCUAUGUAUUUCUUACCAGAAGCAAUUGAUAGAAAAAUGUACUUACGUAUAUUUGAACGUAUACCUAUUGGUUAUACACAUUCAACUGUUAGUCGAGUAGUUGGCGGAGGUAUAUUUGAUGAACAUGAAGAUCUUUUUCGAAUAACAUAUGAAGCUUAUAUUCCAUUAAUUGUACAAGUAUUUUCGUCAUGUAUUUGUUAUUAUACUGGUCGUGUUGCGUGUAAAGUAUUAAUGCAAAGUUUUGGUUUUUCAUUACCAUUAACAUUAUCUACAUUAGUUACUUAUAUCGUAUUAUUUUUUACACAAUUUAAAAGUAAAACAGACUUUAUUGCUCUUGGUCAUCUUUUUUAUCUUGAUAAACCACAAGCACUUGGUUCAAAACUUGUAAUUGUAUCUUUAAUUGGCUUUUUACUUCUAUGGUUAUCAAAAAUGAAAAUAACAAGUCAUGUUUGGUUUCCAACAUCCGAACGUUUAGCAGUGAUACACAGAUUAUUUGUUCUUCCAUAUUAUGAAUCAGCUAUUGUUGAACAAAAUUUAUUACUUAAUAAACGACAAAAAGAUGAUAUUGAAAUGAAAGAUCAAGUUGAACCGGAUUUAACACUUGAAAGAAAAUUUCCUGUACCAAUGAUUUAUGUAUGUGCAACAAUGUGGCAUGAAACUACAAAUGAAAUGGUUCAAUUACUUAAAUCAAUAUUUCGUCUUGAUUCUGAUCAACAUGCUCGUCGUACAGUACAAAAAAAUUUACGUGUACUUGAUCCAGAUUAUUAUCGAUUUGAAACACAUGUUCUGUUUGAUGAUGCAUUUGAAGAAGAUGAACAUGGUAAUCGUAUACCAAAUCGUUAUGUUCGACAAUUAGUUACGGCUGUUAAUGUUGCUGGAGAGUAUGUACAUGGUGUAGAAAAAGUUGUUGAAGAUCCAAUUAAAAUUCCAACACCAUAUGGUGGACGUCUUGUCUGGUUAUUACCAGGAAAAAAUCGUUUGAUUGUUCAUAUGAAAGAUAAAUAUCAUAUACGACAUAAAAAACGUUGGAGUCAAGUCAUGUAUAUGUAUUAUUUACUUUCAUUUAAACUAUUACGUCGACGACAAAAUGUACAUAAUGUAUCACAACAUACAACUCGAUUAGAUGCAGAAUUUAUUGGAUUUAGUGACUUUUUGAAAGGUCUACCAGAUGAUAGAAAGAUUGCUGCUCAAAAUACAUUCGUUUUAGCUCUUGAUGGUGACGUAGAUUUUAAACCUGAAGCUAUUCUGUUAUUAGUUGAUCGAAUGCGUAAAAAUCCAAAAGUUGCAGCAGCUUGUGGUCGAAUUCAUCCGACAGGCGAUGGACCUAUUGUAUGGUAUCAACAAUUUGAAUAUGCAGUUGGUCAUUGGCUUCAAAAAGCUGCUGAACAUAAAUUAGGUAGUGUUCUAUGUUGUCCUGGUUGUUUUUCAUUAUUUCGUGGUUCAUCAUUAAUGGAUGAUAAUGUUAUGCGACGUUAUGCAGAUAAAUCAACUGAAGCAGCACAUUACGUACAAUAUGAUCAAGGUGAGGAUCGUUGGUUAACUACACUUCUUCUUCAACAAGGUUAUCGUGUUGAAUAUUGUGCUGCAUCUGAUGCUUUUACUCAUGCACCAGAAACAUUUAAAGAAUUUUUUAAUCAACGUCGUCGUUGGAUGCCUUCCACAAUGGCAAAUAUUAUGGAUUUACUUAAGGAUACAAAACAUACAACACAUGUCAAUGAAAAUAUUUCGAAACUCUAUAUGUUUUAUCAAGCGGUUUUAUUCGUAUCAACAAUUUUAGGUCCAGGAACAAUUUUAUUAACUAUAGCUUCAGCAUUACGUACAGUUUUCUCAACAUUAACUAUAGCUGAAUCAUAUACAAUAUCAAUUUUACCAGCAAUUUUUUAUAUACUUGUAUGUCUUAAAACAAAAUCAGAUACACAAAUUGCUAUUGGUGCUAUAAUGACAGCUAUUUAUGCUUUGGUUAUGUCUAUGGUACUUGUCGCAACAGUUGCCCAAAUUCUUAAAUCCGGUCUUUUAGAUCCAAGUGCUGUAUUUUUACCGAUUGUUGCUACAAUUUUUAUUAUAACUGGUAUACUGCAUCCGAACGAAAUGCUUAAUUUACUUCAUGGUUUUCUUUAUCUUGUAACAAUUCCUGGUGGUUAUCUUCUUCUUGUUACUUAUGCUUUAUGUAAUUUACAUGUUGUAUCAUGGGGCACACGAGAAACAGUUGAAGUUGCUAAAAAGAAAAAAUUAAAACCAGGCGAAAAAGAAAUUAUUUUACCAGAUCCAAAAAAACGUCGAACAACAGAUGUUUUUAAUAAUAUGCUUUGGGGUAGUAGUAAUGAUGGAGGACAUCGUGGUUUUAUUCAUCAAAUGGGUGAUGCAAUCGAACAAGUUUUUCGACCAACAGCGAAAAAACAAGAAUUACUUUUACAACAAAUCAUUACGAAACUUGAUCGAGAUAAUACAAAUCCUGACAGAGAAAAAAUGCAUGAGAUCAAUUUACGAGAAGCCAAUAGUACUGAUUUACUUAUUGUACCAGGUGAUAAUGAUAUACAUGAUACUAGUUCAUCUAAUACAACUUCAGUAACAACAUCAAUAUGUAAUAAAUCUCGAAAUAAUAUGGUUAAUCCAUAUUGGUCCGAAUUAUCAUGGCUUGGUCCUGAAUCUGUUGUCGGUUAUCUUCAUACAGAUGAAAUAACAUUUUGGCAACAAAUUUUAGCUAAAUAUUUAGCACCACUUGAUAAAGAUGCUGAAGAAGAACGUCGUAUAUCACAUGAUUUAAUUGGUUUAAGAAAUAAUGCUGGUUUUGCAUUUUUUAUGAUCAAUGCUAUUUGGAUAAUAUUACAAUUUCAAUGUGAAUAUGUUUCAACAAAAUUUACUGAACUUAUGGUUGAUAUUGGUCGACCAUUUGGACGAGAAGGAACAAAAGUACAAUUAUUAGGUCUAUUAUUUAUGUUAUUUUUUGCAACAUGUAUGAUUAUACAAUUUGUUACAAUGAUAUUACAUCGAUGGGGAACAUUUGUUGAAAUUUUAGCUAGUACAAAAUUAUUUGAAAAACAUCGAAAAUAUAAAUUAAAACCCGGUUCAGAUAUAGCUGGAAUGACAAGUCAAGAAGUCGCUGAAGUUUUAAGAGAAUUAGAUAUUCAAUUAGUUGUACCACCUGUUACAACAACAGCACCACCAAAACAACAAAGUGUAACAUUUCAAAUGGAACCUGUUAUGAAACCAAUAAAUGAAAUUCAUAGUCCUGAUUAUGAUGAAGAUGAUGAUGAUGAUAUAGAUGAUUUUGAAGAUGUAUAUAUCGAACCACCAGUUGAUUAUUUUGAUCAUCCCGUUGUUCAAGAUGCUGAUGAUAGUCGUCUUCGUCUUAUGUGA
Messenger RNA from Adineta steineri, 4335 nucleotides. Lineage: Eukaryota; Metazoa; Rotifera; Eurotatoria; Adinetida; Adinetidae. The record is from the annotation of a GenBank genome assembly.